GAGAGAUGGGGAGAGCGAGAUCGCCAAAGCGCGACUCCGGGCUUUGCUGCUGGUAAGCAGUACGUAUGUAGGUACAAGUUCUCGCCGGAUCCGCUGUGUUGUAUUCUGUGUGAUAGUGCUGGCAAUCCAAAAGCACCCAGGCAGGUAUUCAGAUAUGCGGCAUCGGCAGCGCGCGCGGCUUUGAUUUGUAAAUUUUUCGCAGUCUCAGUUCGAUCGCGGUGUCGCGUGCACUUGUUUUGCUGUACGAGUUCGAAUAGGCAAUUGCUUCGGGGUUUUGUCGAGUUUAGCUUAACGAUAUUUUUUUUCUUGCUGCAUUCUAACCCCAGCUCGGUGGUGUUGUGUUCUUUUUUCCCAGCCGAAGCCGACACAUUUGUGAACAAUUAUCGAUUUUUCUUGGGGGUUUUGUGAUUUAUUUCUGUGGUUUUCAACGGUUUCGGUUAAAUCGGUACGAAAACGUGCGGUUUUUUCGAGCCUUAAAUUGAUAUCGAGUGGCGAUUCCAACGAUCUGGUACUCUUCAAGAAGGCAAACGCGACGAACCUGACGGAGGAAGGGGAUUGGUGUGAAUAAAUUAGCGACCUUUUCUUCGGUGUGGAAAUUAUACAGCGAUCGGAUUGCCUUGAAGUUUAGUGCCAUUCAAAGUGGUGUGAACAAACAAAUGCGUUAGUGAUUUCGUACAACAAUACGAGUGAUUUCGAGCAGCAAGUGACAAGUUGUUUUUUUGCAAUUUGAAAAUAAUAUUUCGAAGUUGUUGAGUAGUACACAAUAGAGCGAGCAAUUGUUUGUCGAGAAGGAUUUUCGUUUGAAAAAAGAACAUCAACUUCACCUUUUUCAACCGAUUGAAGGAGGAAUUGAGUUGAAACAGCUGAUUGUACUGAGCUUUGGAGCGGUUUGAAGGAUUCCGUUUGCAACGAUUAGACGUGACUAUCAUUUUUCCGAAUUGAAAAUGAAGAAAUGAAAUGUCCCGUCCCAGGAUUGGACUAAUAGAAGCUAAAAAUCUGAUUUCGCCCUUUUCAGACGUACUUCCCUGAGCACAACAAAGGAACUACCAAUAUUGAUUGUGACAGUACGAUGCUGCAAACUAUUGGGUACCUGAGCGAAAGUCUGAAUAAAUUAUGUUUGGAGACUCAACAAUUCCUUGGCGAUAAAUAAUUUUCAGAUGCGGAUGUAUUGACUAAUAAAUUUAGUUUAUGAAUGCACGGUCUUAAACCGACUUUCAAAGUACAAGUAGUUUGUAGCUAAGUGUGCUGUGCUUUCCGGUCAAGUUCUUCUAUCAUGCUCCUGCAUGUCCUAUUUGUGCUAAGUAGGCCCAAAAAGGCGCACACGUAGAAGCAUGCGGCGGUCCGUGCAGGUGGUAGCUUUAGUAGUAGUUGUAGUUUCAACAACCGGUUCGGGUUCAGAAUGACGGAUGUUGCUUCCCCGAUAGCAUCCACGCUCCCUCAUCAGAUACCCAACGGCAGCAGUAGCAACAACAACAACAUCAAUUUGACCCCUUCUGGCAAUAGUGGACCACGUAGCGUUUCCUUCAAUCGGGACGUACAUGUUAAACGAAUUGGAUCUCGCUCGGAACCACGAACGAUCAUUUCAAACUCGAACGUGCGCAAAGAGGCACAGAAUCUAUCAGCGGAAGCACUCCGCAAAGAAGCCGAAUUCGUUCUCGCUCAGGCGGAUCGUUUCGACCGAGUUCGCUCGAAAAGUGACAAUAUCAACGGAAAGGACAAUAGGUUCAAUUCCCUACCUUCGCGAAAAUCCCGAGCGAAAGCCACCCUUACACGAAGUUCCAGUGACGCAUCGUCGAAAAAACCUCAGAAAAACCUACUCAGUCUAUUUAACAAGAGCAAACCAGACGGAGCAACAUCAUCGUCGGAUGAAAAGCCUCGAGUUACCAUCAGCCGCAGUAAAAGUGAUGUAGGUCAAGUUCGUCCGGUGAGAGCACGAAGGACACCAAGACGAAACACGCAAGAGCUGAAACAUGAUCCAUUAACACCGAUCAUCGAAGCAUCCCCCGCGGAGUACACAAAAAACGUAGAUCCGUUGACAGCGUAUACCCAGCAGACCAACGGCUGUCAAACCAGGGAAGUUCCGGAUAUAUUCCAAACCCAUACCGCCUCGAAGCCAGUAAUGGAAACGAUCGCACUGUUGCGCCAAAACUCCAAAUCUCAGGAAAGACUACACUGCUCCCAGUUACCACCGGAAAAACCCAACCUCACCAAGGGAGUCACAGUUGAAAACAUCGUUAAACGACUCUCCAGCGAACGCCACACAUCACCUCCUCCAGCGCAAAUCGUUCGCGACGGGUUUUCCUACACUCGACCCGGUGAACCCAUCGUCUACGCACAGGUCGUUUGCAGCAAUGAAGGCAAGGAUAAGCACACCGUUCGUAACCAAUACAUAGCUAACGCCAGCGAAGAAGAGAUCAAAGCAUCUAGUCCAUACGAUCACGACAGAAUGACCACCAAGGAGUACCUCACCAUGAAACGUCCCAGUCCACCGCUUCCCAAGUACACUCUAGACGAGACGGAUAACUUUCCUCGAACGAAGUUCAAAACGUACAACAGCGAUGAAGACGAAGGUCUUGGAAUCGAUUACAGCAAACGCUUCUCGACCAGCUAUCUCAAAACAUUGACUACCGAUUCGGUCACCAAUUCGGACGAAGAUCGCAUUACUCCGACCGUCAAGUACGCUCCACCGGAACGUCCUCUUUACAAUCAUAGCUUCAGUGCAAACUAUCGUGGUCAGGCAGAUGGGAAGGAGUACCUGCCAGAGUUUCACGAACUCAGCCAACGUCGGGAGAUCUUGGAGUCGAGGAUCCGCAACCGAAUUGGAUCCAGGGAGUUAUUGAAUAAGCGAUCGCCUGAGCGGGCCUUUGGCGUAGAGACGGGCGGUUCGCGAUACGAAAGUUACCACAGCAAUGCGCUGAGAAGAAGCGUUGAUCGAAUGGCAAGCGUGUCGCCGAUUCGGAGAAGAACGGUUUCUCCACCUCCGGUCGAGGAAGAACUGAUCGAACGGAAAAAUGCCAGGAACGGUUACGUGGAGUCAUUCGUAACGAAAACGGUUAUAAAUCGGGACGGAAAACCGUACACGGAAGAGUUUGUGGAACGAUUCAAGUACCCUAGCAAAAAUGUGGAAGACGUUCGAACGGUAAGGACUACGUUCGAUCGGGAGGGGUCCGUAGAGCGAAAAGAGGUGCAGAACUUUACUCGUAACUUGAAAGAUACGGGGUAUUCAAGGCAGUUGAUCGAUAAAGGGGAUUCCGGAAUUGAGAACGAUUUCAGGAAGGAUUCAUUCAUCAAUGAGUUUCCAACUGGCAAAAAGUAUACUUUGUCACAGAACAUUCUAGCUUGCGAAAGUUUCUUACGAAAUGAACGAGUUCACACUAACAGUUGUCUUCGGAAACCAAGAAGGAUGUAUUCUUAUAGAGAACGAAGCAUUGAUGACGGCAGUCGUUUCGAUCCACGGCUGGAUGAGUACUCCGGAGAUCGCACCAAGGUGCUGAAGUCUUCGUUGAAACAGGAGAAAAAGACGGGAGGGUUAGCGAAGGUAAAGGAAUUCAUGAGUUCCACGAAAAAGAAAAUACUGGGAGAUUCGGAGAAGAAAGGUUCUAGACAAAGCAGCAUCCGCAGUGAGGAUAGAAUGCGAUACGAGGAGCAACAUCAUUCAAAGGUUCCCGACAUAGCCAAUCGACGUCGACUGUCAACUCCCAAAUCCAGUCCUUCGACGACGAAGCGUUCGCUUUCCUUCAAGGGAACAAAAGGUAGCGAAGUAACGAAGUCCUCUCGAUCCGAUUGGUUCAAGUCGUUCGAUAGAUUGUCCCGAAAAAAAUCAGAUUCUAAAUCACAGCUCGGUAGCGAUGUGAAAUCGUCCAGUGGGAUCAAGCAGCAGAAGAAUCUACGGUUUUUUGGCGAUACCGAUACGGAAUACGUUGAUCAGGUGCCACGUAACGCUAGUCGCUCGAAGUCUUCACUGUCGAAGGUUGACAAACGAUAUCAGAGUGCUUACGGUUUGGAAGCGACACCAAAGAUUCGAGAGAGUCGAAAUCGAUCGACGUCGAUGUUAAACUUGGAUGAGGAUGAUCGUCAAAUCGAUUACAAACGAAAAGAUCUCUACGAUAUUUCCGAGAAUUCGACGAGCUACCGGAUGCGAUCACCAACACCGGCCUAUCCGCCUAAGCGACAUCACAGUAUCCACCGGGACUACACUCCGGACCGAUCGACCAGUCGUAAAAGCUACAGUCGAUCACGUGAGAACAGCGUUGAUCAUUCAGAAUCAGAGCGUUACCAGCGAUCGAGUCGCAGUCGGAACGAACAGCAUAGUAACAAACCUCCGGCGGGACCGCAGAAGCCUGCUCGAUCUUUCGAACGGAGAGGAAGCUUGACCAGGGAAUUCGAUCGCGUUCACGACAGCUCCGGUACCGAGGGCGAAUCUAGUCAACAAAGCCAACGUAGCGUGGUGUUUCUACAUGCCACAACGGUUGGUGACAUCCCGCAUCCUCACAUAGCAAACGCUCACCGCUUGGCAUAUUCACGGGAGUCGUUGAACAACCCGAAAAAGCUUCAACCGAUGUCACGUACCGUCUCCCGUUCGAUAUCAGUGCUGGCACCGUGGAAACCGAAACAUAUCCGCGAAGGUUACGAAAUCAACUAUCACAACGACCAGCAACAGCAGCAGCCGGUGACGAAACCGAUCUCAACCCUCCCGCGACCGAUGAAGAAUCGUUCCCAAAGUCAAUCCACGCUGAAUCGGAGCAAACCCAAAAAUCGGCGUAGUCACACCGGAUCGAAGGACGAUUUGGAUUCGGACAAGAGCUCCUCGUUCGACAGUUCACGAAACCCGAGGUCUUCCGGGGGAGGCCAUCAAACGCACUCGUUGCCACGAAGACCACGGGAUGGGCCGAACUCGCUGGCAGCACAAUCCGGUAGCUCGAGAACUAAUACCCUCCAGAAACAGCGGAGAAUUUAACCUCACCACACACACAUGGAUUGGAUAAGUUAGUGAAAUGUGGAACCCCAAUAACCCCAGGAAUAACUGUAACCUCUCGUAGACUCACCUGAUUUAUAUUUGUUUUCUAUUUAUUCGUGCCUGCGAACACAAUAAAUUUGUGUGAUUUGUGUUUUGGAGCUUGAGCUUACCACUUUUUAAAAGCAGAUGGAAAACUUGUCAUUAAAAUUUAACGAUUGUUUAUUGGAAAAGAUUUCAUUUGUGAAGAGAUAAAUGUACUAAACCGUAAUCACAGUCGAAUAAAGAACGCGAAGUUUCAAAAGUUUGUUGCCUUCGUGAA
Topomyia yanbarensis is the source of this 5276-nucleotide messenger RNA. It is a transcript of the gene blo, whose product is annotated as serine/arginine repetitive matrix protein 1. NCBI's taxonomy places the organism in Eukaryota, Metazoa, Arthropoda, Insecta, Diptera, Culicidae. The coding region runs from base 1400 to 4957 and encodes 1185 amino acids. The transcript is spliced from 13 exons. The record is from RefSeq and is a predicted model, not a curated record.